Condylostylus longicornis is the source of this 7791-nucleotide messenger RNA. Its product is annotated as ankyrin repeat and sterile alpha motif domain-containing protein 1B-like. The transcript has 17 exons. The record is from RefSeq and is a predicted model, not a curated record. Bases 223 to 5130 code for a protein of 1635 amino acids. Lineage: Eukaryota; Metazoa; Arthropoda; Insecta; Diptera; Dolichopodidae. Gene Ontology annotation, cellular component: cytosol. Gene Ontology annotation, molecular function: protein binding.
UUCAACAAAUUUUUUGGAAAAAUUUAAAAAAAAAAACUUUAAAAUUUUAAAAAGUGAGGUGAGGAAAAAAGUGAUUUAAGUAGAAUGAAUUUUUAGUUGGGCGCUUGUUGGAAUUCGGAGCGAGUACCAAAUAUUUCAAAACUCAAUCAAAAUAGUGAAAGUGAAGAAGAGAAAAAUAAAGAAAAAUGCAUGUAAAAUAAGAGAGAGAGAGAGAAGUAAAUAAUGGGACGAGAUCAUGAAUUCUUGGAAGCAGCACGUAAUGGUAAUAUUGCUGUUGUUGAAAAAUUCCUUAACCAAAAAUCAAAAAAAAAUGGACCUUUAGCAAGUUUACGUCGUGGACCUGGUGUUAAUGUACAAGAUUCUAAUGGUUAUUCAGCGUUACAUCAUGCAGCUUUAAAUGGACACAUUGAUAUAGUAAAAUUAUUAUUAGCGCAUGAUGCAUCAGCUAAUUUACCAGAUUCUCGUGGCUCAUCACCAUUACAUUUAGCAGGAUGGGCUGGUCAUCAAGAAAUCGUUAAAAUAUUCUUAACACAUCCAUAUAAUCCUGCAAAUGUUAAUUUACAGACAAUAGAAAAAGAAACGCCAUUACAUUGUGCUGCACAAUAUGGUCAUACUGGUGCAUUAACAACAUUAUUAGCUCAUGGUGGGGAUCCAAAUAUGACAAAUUGCCGUAAUGAAACACCAUUAGAUUUAGCAGCACAAUAUGGACGUUUACAAGCUGUUCAAAUGUUAAUUCGUGCUCAUCCUGAAUUAUUACUACCAUAUAAAAAUUCAUUUCAUUCAUUAGAAAACAACGAAAAUAGUAGCUUUUGUAUAAAUAAAAUACAAAUUGGUGGUGGUGUUAGUGGUAAUAUAUGUAAUAGUAACAAUGGCUCUAUAAUUUCUAACGGAACUAGUAAUGUUAAUGGUGGUGGUAAUAAUAUUUGCAGCGGAGGUGGUUUCGGUGGUGGUUUUAGUGGAAAUAGCCGUUGUAAUUCAAGAUCAUCACAAGCAUCGUCUUCCUUUAAUACAGAUACAUCAUCAGGAAAUUAUAUUAAGAAUUCAAAUAUUGUAACAAAUACAUCAUUACAUCUUCAUACACAUACACCAUUACAUUUGGCAAGCCGAAACGGUCAUAAAAAUGUAGUUGAAGUUUUAUUAGCAGCCGGUAUUGAUGUUAAUAUUUUGACACCAUCUGGUACAGCAUUACAUGAGGCUGCAUUAUGUGGUAAAGAUAAUGUUGUUAGAACUUUAUUAGAUUCUGGAGCUGAUUUAGAUGCAACUGAUAGUGAAGGACGUACACCAUUAGAUAUACUAGAAGAAUUUCCACCACAUGUUACACGUAGUAUUGUAUCAGUGAUUAAUAACUAUAAAAAGUCGCUAACAUAUGACAGUGAAUCUGAUGAUGUACAUAGAUGUAAUCAAAAAUCAAGUAAUUAUAGUAAUAAUAUGAGUUAUAUGACAACCCCAAUGUCUUUAGGUAGCUCAUGUGAAACAAAUCGUAUUUCACCAAUACAAAAUUAUUCAAGUUCUCAUUAUGAUAUAACCACAAGUCCAUCAUCUUCAAUGGGAAGUUUAGGACCACCAUCACCAUCACCUAGAUUUCGUACAUCAAAUGACGACAUACCACCGCAAUUAUAUAAUACAAAAAGACAACCAACACGUUUGAGUGGUUAUCAUCAUACUAUUGGUACAACAAUACCAAUAACAACAACAUCACCAUCAUCAUCAACAACAAAUUUAAUAUGUAAACAACAAUCAAGAAAAUCUGCAGCACCAAAGAAACCCCCAAGACGAAAUUUAUCAAUGUCACCAACACGUUUAUUACCAUCAUCCUUAAAUAACACAUCAAAUUAUAUAACAGUAUCAAUUAAUGAUAAUUCAUCAGAUAGUAAUCAUACAUUAUCAUCAUCAUCAUCAAAAUUAUUACCGUCUAAUAGUAAUAAUUACAAUAAUUAUACAUCAUUUAAAGCAAAGGGAGCAACAUCACCAGCAACAACAAUAUCAACAAUAAAAACAACAACAACAAUGCCAUUAUCAACAAGUACAACAAUGAUAGCCUCAAUAAAUGGAAAAGAUAAAUUUCGAUCAUAUAGUGCUGAUCAAUGUAUUAAUAAUAUGUCAUCAUUAUCGAGUCGUUCCAAUAAUAGUAGAAUAUUUGAAUUAAAUAAUUUAUGUCAAACAUCAUCAUCAACAAAUUCAAUGAGAUUUUUUAAUUCGAGGGCAACACUUAAAUCAUAUAAUCCAAAUCGUAAAUUAAAAAGAAAUCGUGAUAGUUUUGAACGUUUUAAUAUAGAUUUUAAUAAAGACAAAGCAUAUAAAGAAGGUUUAAAGAAUUGCCCUCAAAGUCCCACAAAUUAUCAGCAACCGCCAACACCGGAACAUCCUCCUCCUACACCAUCACAAGCAGAAAGAUUUAUAUAUGAAAGAAUACGACCUUUAAAUCAAGAAUAUAAAAGAAGAUCUGCCCUUCUUAAUUCUUUAACUAUAGAAUCGGGUACUUCAACAUCUCAAGACGGCUUAUGUUCUUCAUUUAGGGCAUCAUCGGGAUCAAUUAGUUCGAGUGUUUCAAUAUCAGACCGUUCAAUGUCAACGGAUUGUGUUGAAGAAUAUGUUGAAGAUAUUCCUUUUGCUGGAUUAUUUAAAGGAUCAAUUAUGAAUUUGGAUAAUUCAUAUUUAUAUUAUUCAAACUCAAAUAAUCAAAUUGAAAAUAAUUAUAUAACUGAUCAAUAUUUAACAAAUAGAUGUGAACUACAAUUAACAUUACCAUCAUUAUUAACAAAACAUGGUCAAAGAUCUCACAGUUUUUCAGGAGUGUUAGAUCAAAAUAUAAGUGAUAAAGAUGAUGAUGAUGAUUAUGAUAUUAAUAAUGAAAAUCAAUUAAUGUAUUCAUAUUAUGGUAAUAAUAUUUAUCAUAAUGAUAAUAUUAUAAAUGAUUAUGAUAUUAUAGAUAAUAAUUGUCAUAUUAAUAUAGAUAAUAAUGAUAUUAAUUAUGAUUAUGAUGAUGAUAAUAUUAAUAAAAUAGAUAAUAAUGAUAAAAAUUAUUAUCAUAUUAAUAAAAAUCAAAAAAAGAAUAAAAGAACAGUAGAAAUUUCAUUAAAUAAUGAUGAAAAUAACACUAAUUUAAAUGAUAACAGUAAAGAUGAAGAAUGGUCUAAAAUAGCUGAAAUAAUGGAAUCAUUUGGUAGAGAUAAUAAUAGUAUAAAUAACACAACAACAGAUUUAUUAUCAAUUAAUAAUAAAAGAAGCCCUAAUAAGAAUUUACCGAAUUUUAAUAAUGAAAAUGAUAAUAGCGAAAUUGAUAAAAUAUUAAAUAUAAAUUUAAUAAAAAUGACAGCUACUACUAGUUCUAAUACUAAUUCUACUAUUAAUACUACUACUACUACUACUAAUGCAAUGAUAACUACUACAGGUUGUGAGAAUAAUCAAUUACAUAAUAUAUUAGCAAAUUGGAAUUUAUUACAUUUAGCAAAUAAAUUUAUUGAAAAUGGUUAUGAUAAUAUGAAAUUUAUGAAUGGUUUGAUUGAUGAAAAUGAUUUAUUGUUAAUGAAUAUACCAGUGAGUGAAUAUGAAACAAUCAUGGAUAUGAUAAAAACUUUACCAAAAAUUGAACCAUUGCCAAUUUUAUAUUCAAAUAAUAAUAAUAAUUCAAUAUUAACGGUGGAUCAAUGGUUAGAAAGUAUUGAUUUAAGUCAUUAUAAAGAAGAUUUCAGAAAGCAUUUAUAUACAAAUAUGGAAAUGGUAUGUCAAGUAUGGGAAGUUGAAUUGCAAACUGUUAUUGAAAUAAAAAAAUUAGGACAUAGAAAAAGAAUAUUAUAUUCAGUAUCAAGUAAUAGAAAACCGCCACCACCAAAAAAGGCUACAACAACAAUAAAUGAAAUAAGUUGUGAUUUAUAUAGUAUUAAUGCUCAAAAUAAUAUAAAUAUGAAUAUAAAAUUAGAUGAUAAUGAUAAAAUUCAACAAAAACAUGAUAUAACGAAAUCAUUGGAUAUUGCAACAACAACAACAUCAACAACAACAACGGCGUCAACAAUUACAACAUCAGUAGCAACACCAAUAUUAGCAUCAUUAACAAAAGUAGCGACUACAUUAGCAGCAACAACAACACAUUCUACCUCAAAUAAAUCUAAUGUUAAAAUAACAAAUACUACUAAUACUAAUAAAAACACAAUUGUAACAUCAACUGCCGGUAAUCCUCCUGCUUUAGUACAUCGUCACGGAAAUAGAAAAAAUCGACCAGCUCCAAAGCCACCAAUUAAACCAACAUCACCAUUAGAAAUUCGUGCUCCAUCUGAGCUUUUAUUAGGUCUUCCGAGUAAUUUGAAAACACAAUGGCGUCAUAAUGCAUCUGCUUUAGUCUGUAACACAGUAAAAUAUGAUGUUUAUUAUUUAGGAUCAACAAUUGUUAAAGAAUUACGUGGCACAGAAUCAACAAGAAAAAGCAUACAAAAAUUGAAACGCGAUAAUCGAAUUUUAUCUACUACCACGAAUCUUCGACAAGUACAAUUACAGCAGCAACAACAGCAAAAAUCGCAACAAGAACAACAACUGGAGCAAUUAGAAGAACAAAAAAAACAAAAUAAGCAACAACAGGAAGAACAAGAGGAACAACGACCCAAACAAGAACACCGAAAUAAUGCAGUAACAAAAACGAUACCAACAACAAAUACAACAUCAGAAACAAUACACGAAAAUGAAAUAAACACAUUGACAACAUCAACAAUUAAUGAAGAAAAUCGUUCAACUAAAAGACGCCCAAUUAGAUUACGAAUAUCAAAUCGUGGCGUUGAAUUUAUUGAUAUUGACACAGAGAAACUAAUAUGUGUCCAUGAAAUUAGAAAUAUUAAUUGUGCAUGCCAAGAUGCUGACGAUUUAAGUCAUUUUGCUUAUAUAACAAAAGAUUCAGACAACCAAACAUAUUAUUGUCAUGUAUUUAAUGUCAGUAGUAUGGAUCUUGCAACUGAAAUUAUUUUGACACUAGGUCAAGCAUUUGAAGUUGCAUAUCAAUUAGCAUUGCAAGGUACAAUCAGUUCACUAAAUUUGCAAACAUCAAAAUCUCACCAACAGCAACAAAAACAGCAGCAAAAACCGCAACAACAACAACAGCAAGAUAAAUGUAGCGGAAAUCAAGAGAAACUUAAAGAUCAAUGAAAUAAAGAAACUUAAAUUAAAUGAUUUGAAAUUAAAUAAUUUAUUCCUUUAAUUAAAUUAAAUUGAAUUUAUUAAAACAAAAAAAAAGUUAAUAAAUUUAUAUACAUACUUUUAUAUUGUUUAUUUCGAAAACAUUAUCAUGUAUUUUCCAAAAUUAUUAAAAUUAUUUUUGUUUUAAAAUAUCAUUUUGUAAAGUUUCCAAUUCAAAGUUAUGUAAUUAAAAAUAUCAGUAUAUUUACUAUUAAUGUUAGUUAUAACAAAUUACGAUAUAGGAUUACGAUUAGCUUUAAAAUUGCAAGAAUAUACUGAUUAUGAGUAGUGAAUUCCAAAUUAUGUAUAUAAAAAUUCAGUAUUAACGCAAUUAAGUCGUCGGCCUUGUAAUCACUAUAUUGCAUUAAUUACAUAACUUUCAAUCGAAAAUACACUAUUGACAUCAUUUUUACAUUUUAUAUAAUCUCGUAUGUAUGAUAUAAUUUUAUAUAACAGUUAAAUUAUUUUAUUAUAUAUCUUAUUAUAUAAAACUGUGAAAUAUUUUUAUUUGUUCCCAUUUUACUUUUUAAAUUUGAAAAUAUUGUUGUUUCUAUAUAUUAAAAAAUAAUAAUUUUUCUUUUUUUUGCACAUUUAAAAUUGUUGUUUUAUGAAAAUUUAUAUUUUUGUUGUUAUACUUUGUUAUAAUGUGUAAUAAGCCUUAACUGAUAUAAAAUACAUAAAAUCUUUUUAUAAAAAUUUUUUAAGAGUGGUGUUGUAAUUUAAAGCGGAGCUUACUAUUUCAAAAGGUACUAAAAUUUACUGUUGCAAACAACCCUGUUUUUUUUGCCAUGUUAUAAUUGAGAACGCAAAAAAAAAUACCUGAACCUUAUAUAUAUUCAUCCAAUGUUCUAGAAAAAAUUUUAAAUAAUGGUUAACUGAUAAUUCUAUCUCCGCAAUUGCAGAAAUUUUAAAAUUAUUAUCAAUUAAACUUUAUUUAAGAAUUUGCCCAUUCAAUUAAUAUUGAAUAACUGUAAUUUUGAAAGCCGGAAUGAAUAUCAUUUUAAUUUUAAUAAAAAUAUUCUAGAAAUUUGGAUGAAAAUUUUGUAAUUUUAAAAUAUGAACGUCUUGUAAAAAAUAUUUUUUUAUUUUUUUAAUGUUAUGAAAAUAUUGUUAUUUUUAAAAUAUUUAAAUAUCACAAUAUUAUAAAAAAAUUUUGUACCUUUCUAAAAGGGUUAGUGUCAAUGUCAUUGCAGAAACAAAAAGAAAAAUUAUUAUACAAUGCUGUUUAAUAAAAAAAAAAAGAUAACAAAAUGUAAAAAAAUAAAUCGAAUAUAAUUUUACUUAUGGUUGAUUAUUUAUACAUACAAUAUAAUGUGUAAUAUACACUGAUAUACAGGGUGAUUUGCAUAAGGUGACAAAUAAUUCAAAUAAUUUCAGGUAUGAUUUCUUUGAUCAAUUUCCAGCAAAAAAAUAUAUGGGUGGUUGAGAAGGGGAUGAUAGAACUAUGGCUCAAAUUUAAUUUAUUGUAAAAACGAAAAUAAAGAGCAAUCAAUCUCCUGUGAAAUCAGCUGCCGAUGGUAACUCUAUGUUGCUUGAUUCCGAAGUUAUAAGUAUUUUUACAUAUGCAGGAAAAAUCUGGUACUUUUUUUUCAACAACCUAUAGUAUAUCUGAAUCAUUCUGCCACCAAUACAAUUUUUGCUGGAAAUUGAUCAAAGAUACGUCCCUAAAAUUAUUUUCCACCUUAUGUGAAACACCCUGUAAACAUAUAUUAUAGAUAUAUAUAUACAUAUAUAUAUUAUAGAUAUACAUAUAUUACUGUUUAUUAAAGAAAAAAAAAAAGAACAAAUGUUGCUCUCAAUAAUGUUAUAUAAUUAAAGAUUUUCAGCUCUUUUAUGAAAUAUUUUUAUCCCUUACUUGAAAAUAAUAGUAUAAUUACCGUAUAACAUAGAUACGAUUCAAAUAUAUAUGUUCUGCAAUUUCUGCAAUUAUACAACUCAUAUAUAAAGUGAUGAAUUGUGUAUAAAAUACCGUAUAUUUUGCUUGUUAUUUUAAAAUCAGCGAACAUUUUAAUUACAUUAUAUCGAAAUAUGUAUAAUUAUUAAUAAUUUCUGAUAUGCACUGAUUUCAAACGAAUAGAACCAUAAAGUAUAAUGAAUUUAAUAUGAUGAAUUUCUUAAACUCGAAAAUCGAAAGUAAUUUUUAUAUAAUCUUUGUAAUACAUAUUUUAAAUUGCAUUCAAUUUAGUUUAAUAUUUAAUAAAUUAAUUUCCUUUGACUAGAAAAUAGAAGUAACAAGGUACUAAUAUGGUAUACGCAGCAACUAAAACUCAAAAGCUGACUCUUGUGUAUUUAUAAUACCUUUUACUACGGCAAUUUUGAACUCAGGAAUAGUUUUAUAUAUAUUUUUUUUACAACAAAAAAUUUACAUAUUUUUAAAUAAAUAGAAUAUAUAAAAUAAAUGUAUACAAUAUAUUUAUUUAUAAAUAUAUAUAUAUAUAUGUAUGUAAUAUUUAAAAUAAAAAGAAAAAACAAAACUCUCUAUACUGCCAUCUUUAAAUAAAAUUACAAAUAAAUUUAAAGAAAAAAAAUUUAAUAUAAAAUGAAAUAAAUAAAAAACACAAAAUCAUUUUUUAUCAUAAUUAAUAAAAUUACAAUUAAAUUUAAAAAUUUUGCAGUAAAAUAAUUCAAAAA